Molecule: messenger RNA, 2935 nt
Organism: Drosophila novamexicana
Lineage: Eukaryota; Metazoa; Arthropoda; Insecta; Diptera; Drosophilidae
Exons: 5
Coding region: 178-2823 (881 amino acids)
Source: RefSeq, a predicted model, not a curated record
AAUCCAACUUAAAAGCAGCAUGAAACAAUUACAGAAAAUACAAAGCAAAUACUAGCAGAAACCCACCAAAAUUUCGGGUGUAUUCAAUCAGGUGCUCUUGUUAUGGGUGAACUAAAGAGCAGAGGGUUUGGUUGAGUUGUCAAGCCAAGCACUAAUUGAGCGGAGAGUUGGAUUAUAAUGGACAGCAUUGAUAUAGCGUCGCUCUCCCCGGAGCAGCGCGAGGAGAACAGCAUUAGGUUGAACGCCAUUGAGAGCAUCGAGGAAAUCUAUAAGACCUACAAGCCCCUGGAGUCCGAGCUGCGCGCCUCUUCCACGACCACCCUAAAAGAAGGCAAUAAACAGAACUCUGGGGAAAGUGAGGAGUCCAUUGGACCAGAGUACAUAUCAACUAACACGGAUUCCUUAAAAACGCCAGCUUUGGUAGGUGACAUAGAGAACACAGAAAAUGAAGAAAAAUCAGAAACUGUAGAAGACUCUUCGAAAUCGGAAGACCCGGAAGAGCUUCCGGGGAAUUUAGAAUUUAAAAACUCCGAUUUUCGUAUAUCUUCCGGUGAAAUAAAAACAGAGUCCCAUCAGAAAAAUGCCGAAAAGGAUCAGGGUGCCACCAAAAGUAAAGAUGGUUCCGGCAUAAGAGAUCCAAUCCCAUCAAAGAACAGCUCAAAAUUUAAUGCACAGAGCGGCGGACAGGAAGGAAUGGCCGCUAAUGGGUUCUGUGCACAGCAAAUGGGAAUGCAAAUGGGAACGGGAAUGGGUAUGGAUAUGGGUAUGGGCGUGGGCAUGGGCAUGGGUACGGGCAUGGAUAUGGGUAUGGGAAUGGGAACGUUACCUGGAAUGGGAAUGGGAAUGGGCAUGGGCAUGGGUACGGGUACGGCUAUGGGCACGGGCAUGGAUAUGGGUAUGGGCAUGGGAAUGUUACCAGGCAUGAGCAUGGGCAUGGGUACGGGUACGGGCACGGGCACGAGCAUGGGAACGGGCACGGGCAUGGAUAUGGGAGUGGGCAUGUUACAGGGAAUGGGCAUGGGCAUGACAAUGCCUGAAGGCAGCCUUAACUAUUGUGGGUAUAACCUGGCACAGCCAUCAGCAGAGGGAUCUUAUCAAUACCAAAUGCCCGAGGCAGACUACUUGAAGUACGCCCAGUUGCAGUCACAGUCAUAUCCCGGCAUGGAGAACUAUAUGCAGUUCCAGCCGCAGCCGCUGCAACAAUAUCUGAAGGCUCAGAUUCAACAGAUGCAACAGCAGCAACAGCAGCAAAAGCCACAGGCACAGCGACAGCCACAGUCUGGAGGCGGGGUUAAUAAUACCUUUGAUUCGUGCACAUCGAGCAGCUAUUGUACUGAAUGCAACACGAGCGACUGCCUGCCAGAGAAUUCAUCCUGUUGCAGUGCAUCGAUGGAAUGCUGCGUCAGACCUGACAAGCCGGAGGACAGGUCAACGGAAAGCGGCUCCUGCGAUACGCGAACUACGGAUUGGAGCAGCCUGGAGCAGCAAAGCAGCGAGAUGUCCGAGUGCAUGGACGUGCGACAGUGUCAAGUGGCCCACAAGGCGGCCCGGAAUGGCAACAGCGGCAAUCCGCAGUGCAAAGCCACGUGCCAUGGCGGACUGUGUCAGUUGAACGCCUGCGACAUGUCCGGCUCGACCACGUCCAGCGACUGCGCCAUGGAGUACUGUACUUAUGGCCAAAAUGGCAGCUGCCCCAUGCCCGCAGGCAUGCCGGGCGGGGCAUGUGGUGUUCAAAACAACAUGAACAUGUCCUGUCCACUGGCCUCCGCCGACUGCAUGCAAGCGCUCUGUGCACCGCCUACCUCGUGCUAUCAGAUGCCAUGCUGCCCGCAACAGGGGGCUUCAUGCGAUCAGAUGCCCUGCUGCUCACCCUACCCUCAGAGCGGUGUCUGCGCCAACAACUGCUUGGAUAUUGAGUCCUUCAUACAGAAGUUUCGAUCAACGCAGACACAGUGCUUGCCCAAUUGCCUAACUGCUCCAUCGCCGCCUUGCCUUGGCUUGGGCAUGGGCAUGGGCAUGGGCAUGGGCAUGGGCAUGGGCAUGGGCACGAGCUGUGGCCCCGGUCCCAGCUGUUGCCCAAGUCCCGGCUGUGGCCCCAGUCCCGGCUGUGGCCCCAGUCCCGGCUGUGGCCCCAGUCCCAGCUGUGGGCCCAGUCCCAGCUGUGGGCCCAGUCCCAGUUGUGGGCCCAGUCCCAGUUGUGGGCCCAGUCCCAGUUGUGGGCCCAGUCCCAGCUGUGGGCCCUGUCCCAGCUACUCUACCAGAAUGGAGCCCAUCUGUUCUGGUAAUGACUCGCUGCUGCCGCAAACCGUUUACUCCGCCGACUACAAGCCAGUCUGUGCACCUGGCAACAACUUCAAUCACUUUCCCAAAUGCGAGACUUGCGGCGGCUGCGGCAGCUGCAGCGGCUGUGGCACCUGCAGCAACUGCCUGAGCAGCCCCCCUCCCGUGUGCUACCCGGCUCCGCCAUGCAUGAUGCCACAGCCAGGCUGUGGCUUUGAGAUGCCCUGUGCCAACAAUUGCAUGCUGCCACCGAAUGCCUACUACGGCUCGUCCAGGCCUAUGCCCUGUGCCUACCCCUAUUCAGCACCUUGUCCAGCACAGUUCACUCAACCGUGUCGAGCCCAAUAUACUCAAUCGUGCCCUGGACAAUACACUCAAUCGUGUCCUGCACAAUUCUCUGCAACGUGCCCGGCACAAUUCCCUGGAUCUUGCCCUGCAGCUUUCGAGGCGCCAGUAGAUGCUGGCUGCGGGGGACCGCCCCUCUGCAAUGUUUCCUCACAGGCAACCAGCUGCAACCUUAGCCAAUAUUCGUCGUGUAUCUAGGACUUGUGGAAUCUAAGCCUCUGCCCAAUUGCUCAAAAUAUAUAUUUCAAUAAAAUAAGCUGCUGAAAAUAUACAAAAGCUUUGCUUAAACUAAUCAUAUAAUAAACUAACG